AAAUGAUUUAAAACAUUUAAGGCUAUUUGGACAUUUGAAUUACAACUCAAAAACAACAAUUGGACAAAAAAUAUGUCUUUCAACGAUUUUGUAACUUGUCCUAUAAAUAAAAACCAUCGACCCCUGCGUGGACGCCUGGACACACAUCUAGUACGUUGUUGCCGAGCGCUGGACACUCAACAAAAGAAAAAGAUGGUUAUAUGUCCAUUUAAUGAAACACAUAGCGUGUCUGCUGCGAAAUUAUUGGAUCAUAUCAGGAACAAGUGUACAUGCAAUGUUUCUAAUUUCGUGAAUGACAUGAAAGAGUUGGAAGAACCAAAACCAUCCUUAAAAGGGUUGGAUAAUGCGCCACCUCCAAAAACAGCUGAAUGCGAGGAUGACUGGGAUCUGGAGCCCGAUGUAGGAACCUAUAAACCGCUACACAAUUGUGAUGACAAAUUGGUUGUUCGUUCCAUCAAGGGACAAUCGCGUGCUGUACGCCAAGAGUUCCGUUAUAACGAGCGUCGUCGAUUUGCCGAACUGAAGGACAAAUAGACCAGGAAAAUAUAUGUGUCGCUCAGCUGAGCAUUUCUAGCUAGAAAUGAUGUACUUAUAAUGAAUUCGUUAUUGUUAUUUUA
Molecule: messenger RNA, 617 nt
Organism: Drosophila willistoni
Lineage: Eukaryota; Metazoa; Arthropoda; Insecta; Diptera; Drosophilidae
Product: gametocyte-specific factor 1 homolog
Exons: 2
Coding region: 73-534 (153 amino acids)
Source: RefSeq, a predicted model, not a curated record